This is a messenger RNA of Liolophura sinensis, 771 nucleotides long. RefSeq lists its product as uncharacterized. The coding region runs from base 98 to 721 and encodes 207 amino acids. The transcript is spliced from 6 exons. The record is from RefSeq and is a predicted model, not a curated record. NCBI's taxonomy places the organism in Eukaryota, Metazoa, Mollusca, Polyplacophora, Chitonida, Chitonidae.
GACCUGGUAAGCUUGGUAUAUAAUGCAUGUAUAAUGCAGCCGAGUGUGGAGUGAAUUGAUUCUCUUGAAACACAGCUUAACUCACUCCGUGUUAACAAUGUCGUACAGAAGACCGCUGAUCAUCCUCCUACUGAUUGCUUGUUUCUGGCAGCUGUCCAAGUCGCAACCUUUCGGCGGACCUUCAGCAUUCCAGUUAGGCGAAGGCAAAUGCGAUAAAGGACAAGUGUGUCCAGCAGGGUUUGAGUGUCGAACGGAGGUGGUCACAACGAUCUCAAAGUUCCCAGAAUGCAGUGAUCUCCGCUCCGAGGUGAUGGACAGAACUGUGGAAUUGAAGGCUGCUACACUUCGUAGUACAAUAGAGAAUACAACCCUAAGCGACUUCUACACGGACGACACUUGGUUCUUGUUCCAGUUGUCUAGAUUAACCAGGGGCCCCCCAAGUGGAAGAACGGAAAGCUCAGCGAAGAGCUUUAUUAGCAUCUUUACCUCAUGGAUUAUGGGUGAAGUCUCUGGUUCACCGUCUACACUGAAUGUGGAAGAAAUCUUCAUUUUGAGCGAUGAUCUAGUCCUGGCAUUCAACCUGAUCGAGGCUACCAGUCAUGGCACUGGGUUCGGCGCUGUGUAUGAGUUGGUUCUGUGGAGAAGAGAAGAAGGUGUUUUGAAGACUGCUGUCCAAACUUUGAAUUUCGUGCCGCGGCCCAGGCCUCCACCAGAGAAGUAGCAACCUCAAUGACUGUUUGCUGUGAAUAAAGCUCACUGAUUCAGACGAGA